Messenger RNA from Phaedon cochleariae (mustard beetle), 327 nucleotides. Lineage: Eukaryota; Metazoa; Arthropoda; Insecta; Coleoptera; Chrysomelidae. The record is from the annotation of a GenBank genome assembly.
AUGCAUGCAACCAUUGUUCAUAUAUUGCAAAGAGGAGCUUUCAGAUACAAAAAUGUCGGCAAAGACAGUGAAGGGAGAUUCUCGUGCCAAAAAUGCUCGUCAUCUUACAAAAGAAAAACCCAUCUGAUCAGACAUAUCGACUAUGAAUGCGGUGUGGAACCCAAAUUCCAUUGUGACCUUUGCUCAAAGAAAUUCAAGCGUAAGAGUACCCUCAGUACCCACCGUUUUCUUGUGCACAGAGUUCAUUGAGGAGAUACGUUGGGAAAGAGCAUUGCAUCGAAGUGAAUGUACCUACCAUUGUUUUUUGGAUUUAAUAAAGUCUUUUAU